Messenger RNA from Anopheles coustani, 4092 nucleotides. It is a transcript of the gene Tudor-SN, whose product is annotated as staphylococcal nuclease domain-containing protein 1. NCBI's taxonomy places the organism in Eukaryota, Metazoa, Arthropoda, Insecta, Diptera, Culicidae. Gene Ontology annotation, biological process: regulatory ncRNA-mediated gene silencing; mRNA catabolic process. The record is from RefSeq and is a predicted model, not a curated record. Gene Ontology annotation, cellular component: RISC complex; nucleus; cytosol. The transcript is spliced from 8 exons. Gene Ontology annotation, molecular function: RNA binding; nuclease activity. The coding region runs from base 233 to 2986 and encodes 917 amino acids.
UUGUCCGGUGCAAAUGUGUUGACUUCGUGGCUCUGGUGCGCCCUGUGUAUCCGGUGGUUCGUCUCUGUCUCUGCUACCUCGGUCCUGUUGUGGGACUAAAUUUGGAAAGCUUUACACGUAUGCAAAGCACCCUGGCGAUUUAAAGUGAUAGUGACGGUUUCGAAAGACCCGUAGUGAUACUCCCGGAAAAAGGAAAGUUUAGCUGAACCACGUAGCCGUUUCGGAACGCAAGAUGAGCACGACUCCAGCGCCUGCCGCCACCCCUGCUCCACCACCUGUGCUGAAGAAAGGAAUCGUGAAGCAGAUCCUUUCCGGCGAUUCGGUGAUUCUGCGUGAUAAACCCGUGAAUGGUCCGCCCCGCGAGAAGCAGCUGAAUUUUGCCGGUGUGGUCGCUCCGAAGCUAGCGCGUCGUCCAACGAACGGUUCAAGUGAUGGCUCGAAGGAUCAACCUUACGCCUGGGAGGCCCGUGAAUACCUGCGCCAACGGUUGGUCGGGCAGGAGGUGUGGUUCUACUCGGAGAAACCGCCGAACGCGAACCGCGAGUACGGCUACAUCAAGCUGGGCAAGGACGUGAACUCGGAAAACAUCGUCGAGUCGAUCAUCUCCGAGGGACUUGUGACGGUGCGCCGGGACGGAGUCCGUCAAACGCCUGAGCAUACCCGCCUUAUCGAGCUGGAGGAUGCGGCCCGCAAGGCGCGGAAGGGUUUGUGGAGCGAUGCUCCGGAAUCCGAGCAUGUGCGUAACAUUACGUGGAACAUCGAGAACCCGAAGCAGUUCGUCGAUCAGCACGCGGGCCAACUGAUCAAGGGUAUCAUCGAGCACGUGCGGGACGGUUCGACGGUGCGCGCUUUCCUCAUGCCAAGCCGUGGUGUUUACCAGCACAUCACGCUCAUGAUGUCCGGAAUCCGCUGCCCGGGCUUCAAGCUAGACGCCGACGGCAAACCGGACAACACGACUGAAGUGCCGUUUGCGGAUGAGGCUCGCUUCCAUGUUGAAUGCCGCCUGCUACAACGAGAUGUGAAAAUUAGGUUGGAGUCGAACAGCAACACUAACUUCCUCGGGACAAUCCUGCAUCAGGACGGUAACAUUGCCGAGUCCCUGCUACGCAACGGUUUCGCCAAGUGUGUCGAGUGGAGCAUACCGUACGUGAAGGAAGGCAUCGAACGCCUACGUGCCUCUGAGCGUGAGGCCAAGAACCAGCGACUGCGCCUCUGGAAGGACUACAAACCACCGGCGGCACUUGCGAAUACUAAGGACAAGGAGCUGAUCGGUACGGUCGUAGAGGUGUUCAACGGUGAUGCCGUUGCGGUGAAGGUUGGUACCGUCACGAAGAAGGUGUUCUUCUCGUCUAUUCGCCCCCCGCGUCCGAAGGAGGAUGAUCCUCCCCGUACUAAGAACUCGCGUCCGUUGUACGACAUUCCCUGGAUGUUUGAGGCUCGUGAAUUCCUGCGCAAGAAGCUGAUUGGCAAGAAGGUUACUUGCACGCUGGACUACGUAGCACCCGCCCGCGAUAACUACCCGGAGAAAUUCUGCUACACUGUUAGGCUGGGAGACUUGAAUGUGGCCGAAGCAAUGCUCGAGAAGGGUCUCGCGACGGUGAUCAACUACCGCCAAGACGAUGAGCAGCGCUCACCCGAGUAUGACAAACUGCGUGCCGCCCAGGAGCAAGCGAUCAAGGGUUUGAAGGGUCUGCACGCGAAGAAGGACAUCCCGGCGCACCGCAUCAACGACCUGACGACGGAUCAUUCCCGCAUCAAGCACCACUAUCUGCCGUCGUGGCAGCGUGCCUUGCGCACCGAGGCUAUCGUCGAAUUCGUUGCCAGCGGAUCCCGCCUGCGACUGUACUGCCCGAAGGAAAGCUGUCUGGUAACAUUCCUGCUUGCUGGCAUCAGUUGCCGCCGCUCGGCUCGUCCCGCCAUCGGUGGGGCACCGGCCCAGGAAGGUGAACCGUUUGGCGAUGAGGCACUCCAGUUCACGCGCGAACGUGUCCUGCAGCGAGACGUUAGCGUGAAGAUCGAUACCACCGACAAGCAAGCGACUAGCGUGAUCGGCUGGCUAUUCGCAGAGAACAAUAUGAACCUCUCGGUGGCCCUGGUCGAGGAGGGUCUGGCCGAAGUGCACUUUACGGCGGAGAAGUCCGAAUACUUCCGCUCGCUCAAGGACGCCGAGAACCGCGCCAAGGCGAGGAGGAAGAAUAUCUGGAAGGACUACGUCGAGAAGCCGGUGGAGGAGGAGAACAAGGAUGAGAUUGAUGAUACGCCGGACGUAAACACACCCGCCGACCGGAAGGUCAAGUACGAGAGCGUCGUCGUGACGGAGGUGACUCCCGAGCUGCACUUCUAUGCCCAGCAUACCGAGCAGGGUGCCAAACUGGAGGAACUCAUGACCAAGCUGCGCCAGGAGUUCAAGGCUAUGCCCCCGGUAACGGGAGCGUACGCGCCAAAGCGUGGUGACCUCUGUGCGGCCAAAUUCUCCGAGGACGACGAGUGGUACCGUGCGAAGGUGGAGAAGGUCGAGAAGGGUGGCAACGUGUCGAUUCUCUACGUCGACUAUGGAAACCGCGAGAACGUUCCCUCGACCCGCCUAGCAAUGCUCCCGCCUACGUUCCUCUCGGAGAAACCGUACGCGCACGAAUACGUGCCGGCCCUGCUUGUCUUGCCGACCGACACCGACGAUCGUAACGAAGCGGUGAAGGCGUUCUCGCAGGACGUGCUCAACCGCAGUCUGAACAUGAACAUCGAAUACCGCAUCACCGGUACAGAGUAUGUGACCCUGGUGGAUCCGAGCACGAAGUCUGACGUCGGAGAGGAUCUGAUCGCCGACGGAUACGUGAUCGCGGACAAGAACAAGAAGGAUCGUAGACUGACCAAGUUGAUCGCCGAUUACAAGGAAGCUGAACAGAAGGCCCGUAAGCACCAUAAGGGCAUCUGGCAGUACGGUGACAGCACCGAAGAUCAGGCUGGCGAGUUUGGUCUCAGCCGUUAAGGUUCGCCAAUCGAGCCAUCCCUUUUCGCUCACGCAUCUCCAUCGCAGUCCAGUUCUUCCCUCUCACGUUGUUCUCUCAACGUAUAUCCUAUCGUUCGUUCCGUUUAGGGCGGACGUCUGGGAUGUGCGAUGUAGAGCAGAAUUGAGGGCCCCCGCUGAGAAUAAACGGACAUUAAACAGUAACUCUCCGGAGGGGAAACGUUGCAAUUCUAUAAUAUCGUCGUCCUCGUGAUCGUGUUUUGUCAAAGUCGUACCGGUUGAACCGGUCUUCUAAAGCACACAUACACAUUAGAGACAAAAGGAGGAUUGAAGUUGGACCGAGUGAGUUGCGGGCGAAUGAACAUGAAAUAACACACCUGCCUAUCAAUAUAAACAGUAAAAAAGCUAUAUAAUGUGAGAUAAAAGAGAGAAAAACAAAAAAUCAUUUCUGAUAAAGAAAACAUCGUUUCAAAUGGUUCAUUUACGGCUCUAUAUAUAUGCUACGAUAUAUUGCAAGAAACGAAAUCGUUUCAUGAAAGGAGAGACUACCACCAACAACCAAGAACUAGCAUGAUGCUUCCAUGGACUCAACUGUCCAAAUGACAAGAACACUGACUAAACAUCGGUUGGUGCCAAACCAACAGUCAAUAUCAUCGUUGAAGCGCUGGAAGCUGGAAAGAAGACUAGAACUAAUAGAGUCCACAAGAAGAAGGCGUAAACAGAGCUAGUGUAUCUCCCCUCAUAUUGUAAGAUGAAGAUGAAUGUGAGCAGAAAGGCAACUAAAGUAGCGAUGUCGAACAUAGCAGAACAGAGAGAAAGAUUGAAAAAAAAAAUGUAAAGGCCUCGGAAAAAGGAACCGAAUAGGGAAUGUGUUUAUUGAUGGUUACGUGCAUCUCACAGGAAUGGCACAGGAGAACAGUGUUGGUUGAAGAGAUUGGCCUUUGUUCACAUGUUCACAUAUAGCCAUUAGUUAUCACAGAUUUGUGUUUAUUUUUUACGGUUUACGCGUAACGCAUUAUAUAUCUUCACCUGAUUGUCAUAAUGAAUCUUUUUUUUUUACAGUUUUUCUUUUUUUUCUUGGUUCCAUUUAUGGUGAAAAUAAAAUUUAUCCUGACAUUAUAAAAAUA